This is a messenger RNA of Suillus plorans, 1179 nucleotides long. RefSeq lists its product as uncharacterized. Lineage: Eukaryota; Fungi; Basidiomycota; Agaricomycetes; Boletales; Suillaceae. Gene Ontology annotation, molecular function: nucleic acid binding. The record is from RefSeq and is a predicted model, not a curated record. The coding region runs from base 29 to 1123 and encodes 364 amino acids. The transcript has a single exon.
CCAAGGGCUUACUACGACCAGCACUAGCAUGGCUACUGUCGCUCAUCACAUUCGUUCGGACUAUGAUCCCGCAGAUAGAGAGCAGCUAGAGAAAGAGACGGGCCAAAUUCCAAUAGACGAAACAGAACAAUGGAACACAGCGCCAACUUUCUCUGCUGCUCGCCAUGCCCCACCUCCAUCCUUUGUUCCCGCGCGCAUUCAGUACGACGAGUGGGGUUCUGCUGUUUCGCUUACCCACACAGUAUCUUCGAAUGCCUCUGCUCCAGAUAGCGGGAUCUCUGAGUGGUACAAAGCUUUGACAAAAGAUAGCUCCAAGAUGUCGGGGAACCAACCGCUGACAGCUAGAUCGUCAAGUACACCCAGUGAGGCUCCUACUAGUAAGCCAAAGAAGGAGGCUACCACCAAGAACAAUUGGUUCAUAAAACGAGCGCUUCAGUCUGAACCAUCGAGCAAACCUAGUUCUCCCGCACCGUCAUUGGCAGACCUUCUUGCACGAGAUCCGCCACCGCUACCAUCGGAGGAACGUUUUGUUCCUCCAGUCUGGCUGGCAAUAGGGCCAUCCAACAAAGGCUUCAAUCUGCUACAGAAGGGUGGCUGGAACGAAGGAGAAGGGCUUGGUGCACAUGUCGCUCGAUCUCUGCGCCCCCGAUCACCUGUAUCAAUCUCGCAUGCACCCUUGCGGGGAGCAAGCGUACUAGUCGGCGACAAUAAAUCUCGAGAUAUACCCCCAGACGUCAUUGAUCUCACCCAAUCUGAAUCAGAGUCAGAGACAGAAGAUGACUUUGAAUCUUUCCACCGAUCUGCUUCCCUUCCGCUUGCUCCAGCGUCCAGUGCGUCUAGAGAACAUGAUCCGUACACCCAGAAGUCGCUUUUGACGCCUAUUCCAACGAUACUUAAAUCUGACCGCCUCGGGAUUGGUUUGAAGGCGAAAACUGAGGGCCCAUACAAGCAGUCGAAGAAGCGGGUUACUCAUAACCAAGCGGCAUUGGCAUCCCACAUUAGGACCUCUGAGGAACUGCGAAAGAAGAGGGUUGAAGUUGGCAGAGGUCGAAGAGGAUUUUCGAAGGUACGAAAGCGCGAAGAGAACGAAAGGAAACAUAUGCUUGCAUAUCUUAACGAAUAGUUUACGACCUCGUAUUAAAAGAGAUCAAGUGAAUUGCAUGAAAACUACAAACUGUA